AUGGCAAUAUCCGAAGACGCACCACUCAGUCCGGAAGAAGCUGCCACCUGCAGAGAAAAAGCAAGAGAAGUCUUGUCGAGAUUAGACCAAACGACGGAUCCCAAGUCGUCUUGUUGGGUUCGACAUAAUACUAAUACUGCGAAUAAUACUAAUACUAAUAUUAGGAAUCAUGAUGAUGAUGAUGGUGACGACGACGACGAAUGCAAGGAAAAAAGCAAAGAUGCCAAAUACUUUGAUACGCAUGGGUUCUUGGUGGUUCCUCAAUUUGCGAGUGAGGAAAUUGUUAGGGAUCUCAAAGAACAAAUGAAGUCUUUGGUCAAGGAACACUGGCAUCCCUUUGAUAAAAAUACGAAUACUAAUGGCGACGACGACGACGACGACGAUGGGCCAACGAAAAAGAAUAAAAAAAUCGAAACCUUUGGUACCGACGCCAAGGCGAAUGAAGCUCGAGGUGAUUACUUUUUGGAUUCCAGUAACCGAGUGCACUACUUUGCCGAACAAAAAGCUAAUCUACUACUGGACAAUCAGGUGGUGGUGGUGGUGGAUGAUGCUACUAACAUCAAUGGUGAUGACGAUGACGAUGACGGUGAGACUCUUAUUACCGAACGCAAGAUAUCCAUAUUGAACAAGGCCGGACACGGAAUGCACAAUAUUCCAGGGGCAUUUCAAGAUUAUACAUUGUCCGACAAGAUGAGGAAUCUUGUGCUCGAUUUGGGAUGGAAGGAUCCUGUAGUGCCGCAAAGUAUGUACAUCUUCAAGCAAGCCAAGAUCGGGGGCACGGUACAUUCCCAUCAGGAUAGUACCUUUUUGUAUACGACUCCACGACAAACCUGUCUGGGACUUUGGUUGGCCCUGGAUGAUGCCACCUUGGAGAAUGGAUGUUUGUGGGCCCGGCCUGGAUCUCACAAGGAACCCCUGCGACGACAAUUCAUUCGGAAUCCAGAGUAUUUUGAACAAUUGGUGGAGGCGAAUAACAAACAGGUACCAAAAGGGAAGGAUGAUGUUCCACAACUCAAGUUCUUGCAGCAUGAUGAGAAUCCCAAGGUACAUUGGGAUGGUGGUCUUCCGACAACAUCACUCUUGGAAGAGGGUUUCAUUCCGAUUGAAGUAAAGGCUGGAGAUUUGGUAACCUUUUGUGGGACCUUGGAUCAUUUGAGUCUACCAAAUUUUUCCGACCUUCCAAGGCAUACCUUUCAGCUGCAUCUUGUGGAAGGCCCCAAAGAGGGCAUUACCUGGUCCCCUCAGAAUUGGCUUCAGUAUCCAGAAGGAGCCAAGUUCAUUCAACUCGUACAGGACAAUGAUGAUGGUGGAGACGACGAAAAUAAGCCACAACAAUAG
Cylindrotheca closterium is the source of this 1338-nucleotide messenger RNA. The record is from the annotation of a GenBank genome assembly. NCBI's taxonomy places the organism in Eukaryota, Bacillariophyta, Bacillariophyceae, Bacillariales, Bacillariaceae.